AUUUAGGGUUGAGUUUUAAUGCGGAUUCCGCAUGAGUACAUAAAUCCCCACAUUACCGUGUAUUAACUACUUUAGAAUGCAGCUGGUCCCUAUUUGCCAACGAUUAUCGAGGUCUUUGCCCGAUGAUUUCACAGUCAAUACCAUUAUCGCAAGUCCGUGCGAUUAGAAAAAAAGUAGGUCCACCAGGGUUGGUAACUGGACCGCUUUUAAGUUCUGAGCAAACACCUGGGUGUUUAUUUACCACCAGACUCCCUUAAAGAACCAAACAAUUGGGUCCCGCAUGGGCAGUUGGUCUUUGCUCGAGCUGCCAAUUGUCUGACACAGUCGUGCUCUCUAGAUAGGCCUAUCCGCUUUUUUUAUGAUCGCAAUAAAACAUACCCUCCCCGUUGUAAAGUUCAACUCGGCAUCCAUGUUUCCGUUGAAUGUUGUGAAGAAGUCUCUGCGUGGUUUCGUUAAUAUGUCAAGCGGAAGUAAGAAGAAGCUGGACAGGUUAAAAGUGGCGGUCUUCGGGCGAUCUGGCUGUGGGAAAACUGGUAAAUACGAACACUGGAGUUAUGAAUUAACGGCCGCUGCCAAAUUGGUCUGAACUUGAUCUGCCAAACUCGUCAUAUGCAGGACAGGACACUGCGGGGGACGAUUUCUGAAAAAAAAGCUCUUACUGUGCGGUUUCUGACGAGACGAUUUAUUGGAGACUACGAAAGAAAUAAAGAGAACACGUAUCAGCAGGAUGUUGACAUAGACGGGACGUUGGUUAACCUGGAAAUAUUAGAUACUAGACUAGAUAUUCAGGAGUGUUUUGAGGUCACGACCUCAUUUGAGCGCACUGUGAAAUGGGCUGAUGCCUUCAUCAUCGUGUAUGAAGUCACCGAUGCCAAAAGUCUCCGCGUCGUACCCCACAUCAAGGCUGCUAUUGACCAGGCACGGAGGUCGAAGACACUGCCAGCCAUCUUGGUGGGCAACAAAAUUGAUUUGGUGCAUUCCCGUGUCGUCACCUACAACGAGGGCCUUGAGCUGGCCCAGCUCCUCGGCAUGCCGUUCUUCGAGGUCUCAGUGCGGGAGAGCUACGAGGACGUGGUCCGACUCUUCUCAGCGCUGUCUGGCGAGUUCCGAUCUCUCACGACCAAGUCGAGCGUGUUCAAAGGCUUCCGCGACCGAUCGAAAAAGAAGGGACGCUUUGCGAUGCUGACCAGACAACGAAGUGUUUCCAUGUGACUUGCUAAGUUAAACCCAGAUUUUAAGUGAUGUUGGCCAGAUAUUACUGUCCUUUUUUUUCCAGAGACGUCAGUUGCCGAUUUCCAUGUCUAUAUACAUGUAUGUUUAUGGUGAUUCUGACACUUUGUCUACUGGCAAACUGGGACCAAAUCCUCAUAUUUAUAGGGAGUGAUAUGUGCCUUAAAAGGUUUUGGCCCAUAAUAAAUCCUAAAAACCAAAAUGGCCUGAAUAAGUAAAUCUUAAUCAAAAACACAAAACCAUGAUGGCGAACAGAUAAAA
This is a messenger RNA of Acanthaster planci (crown-of-thorns starfish), 1491 nucleotides long. Its product is annotated as ras-like protein family member 11B. The record is from RefSeq and is a predicted model, not a curated record. NCBI's taxonomy places the organism in Eukaryota, Metazoa, Echinodermata, Asteroidea, Valvatida, Acanthasteridae. Gene Ontology annotation, molecular function: GTP binding; GTPase activity.